Rosa rugosa (rugosa rose) is the source of this 804-nucleotide messenger RNA. RefSeq lists its product as uncharacterized. The transcript has a single exon. Lineage: Eukaryota; Viridiplantae; Streptophyta; Magnoliopsida; Rosales; Rosaceae. Gene Ontology annotation, molecular function: RNA-DNA hybrid ribonuclease activity; nucleic acid binding. The record is from RefSeq and is a predicted model, not a curated record. The coding region runs from base 1 to 804 and encodes 267 amino acids.
AUGCAUGUCAGCUGUGAAUGUCCUUUUGUGAAGGACUUGUUGAAUUAUUUUCCUUCAUUGGGUAUAGUGCAGUCGUUGCAUAUGGUGCAUGGUUCUGUACGUGAUUGGUUGGCUUUGUGUUUGGGGAAUCUAACUAAAACGGAUGCUUCCUUAUUCUUGAUAUUGGUCUGGUUUGUGUGGAAGGAGAGAAAUAAGAGGCUUUGGAAUGGUAGGUUUGCAUCCCUUGAUCAGCUAGCUUUUCAGGUUACUUCUUUUUAUCAUCUUCAUAGGUCAGUUCAAGCUCCUUCACGCCGGGUUGUGGGGAGAGGGAAUUCACAGUGGACUCCACCUUCCCCGGGUUGGCUUAAGGCUAAUUGUGUUGGGAUAUAUGAUGCUUCAAGCCAUUCUGGUGGUAUUGGGGUUGUGCUUAAAGAUAGUUCUGGCUCAAUAGUAGGCGGUGUUUGCUCUAAGGUGCGCUGGGUGUCAAAUCUGCCAACUGUUGAAGUUUCGGCUUGCCGAGCUGCAUGCAACUUGGUGGAUAGAUUUGGUCUUGCUCCAGUUGCCUUUGAGUCUAAUUGUCAGCACGUUGUGACUACUAUUAACUCACAAGGUGUGAAUACUUCUUUGUUAGGUAGAGUUUAUGAAGAUAUUUUUACUAUGCUGGGGAGCCUUCAUGGCUCUUAUUUCAGCUAUAUUAGUCGGACUGCAAAUAAGGUUGCCAACAUGAUGGCUAGAUUUGCAUUAGGUUCUGAUUUUGAUCUGUAUUGGAGUGGGUUUGUCCCCACAGAAAUCAGUGGCUUCUUAGCCACUUUGUGUACAAACUGA